Molecule: messenger RNA, 1467 nt
Organism: Grosmannia clavigera kw1407
Lineage: Eukaryota; Fungi; Ascomycota; Sordariomycetes; Ophiostomatales; Ophiostomataceae
Exons: 1
Coding region: 1-1467 (488 amino acids)
Biological process (GO): transmembrane transport
Molecular function (GO): transmembrane transporter activity
Source: RefSeq, a predicted model, not a curated record
AUGGCAACAGACGACAGCAAAGACGUGUCCAAGGUGUCGGCCAACGAGGCGGCGAUGGAGACGGUGCAGCGGACGGAGUCCAACACGGACACGCAGGCGAUCGACGUGGACCUGGGCUAUCUGGCCGGCAGCAAGUGGGCGCGGAUAUACCGCAGCGUGCUGUUCCAGAUGGUGAUGAUGGGGGCGCUCUCGUUUGUGGGCCCGGCGAUGGCGGACGCGAUCUCGAACCUGGGGGGCGGCGGGCUGUCGACGCCGUAUCUGGCCAACCUAGCGAACUCGGUGGACUAUGCGUCGGGCUGUGUGGUGACGCUCUUUGGGGGGCCGCUGAUCAACAAGCUGACGAUCAAGUGGAGCUGCCUGAUUGCGGCGGUGGUGUUUCCGCUGUCGGCAUCGGGCUACUACGUCAGCGCGCGGUACUCGAUCGACUGGUACCUGCUCUUUGUCAAGAUCCUGGGCGGGUUCACGAGCGGGUUCCUGUAUGUGGCCGAGACGGCGGCGAUGCUGUCGUAUCCGCACCAGGACGACCGGGGGCUGUACCUGGGGAUCUGGUCGGCGAUGCGCAACUCGGGCAGCGUGAUCGGGGGAGCGAUCAACUUUGGGACCAACUACUCGCGGUCGAGCGCGGGCGGCAUCGCGUGGUCGACCUACCUCAUCUUUGUGGGGUUCGCCUGCACGGGCUUCAUCUGGGCGCUGCUGCUGACGCAGACACGGCAGGUGCGACGCAAGGACGGCACGCGUGUGCCGACGGCCGAGAACGCCAGCUGGAAGGCCGAAUUCGCGGCACUCUGGCAGCACAUGCGGCGUCCCAAGACCUGGCUCGUCUUUCUGCCGGCCUUUUACUCCUUCUUCUACGGCGGCACGAUGGGCACGUACCUGUCGCUGCAUUUUUCGGUACGGUCACGGGCGCUCUCGUCGCUCAUCACGCCGUCGCUCACGAUCGUCAUGGUGCUCGCGUACGGCCGACUGCUGGACGCGCGCUCGCUCUCGCAGAAGCGGCGGGCGUGGAUCGCGUUUGUGCUUUGGGCGGUGCCGCAAGCGGCCUGCUUCGUCUGGAUCGGCGUGGAGUACGGCAAGUUUGGCCGCGGCAAGUACCAUCUCGACUACCAACUCGACAGCCGGCGCUGGGCCGAGGCGUACUUGCCAUACCUCUUCAUCUUCACGACCGGCUACUGGACACAGCUGUCGCUCUACUGGACCCUGGGCACCUUCUCGACCGACGCCAAGUCAGGCGCCCGCACCGGUGGCCUCUUCCGCGCGUUUGAGACGGCCGGCCAGGCGGUCUCGUACGCCAUCAACUCACACUACGGCGGCGACCCGCGCAAGCCGUUCUUUGUCAACUGUGCGCUGCUGGCGGUGGCUAUGCCGAGCAUGGUGUUUCUGAUCCGCCUGGUGCCCGAGCAGCCGGCCGAGUUUGAUCUGGACGCGAUCGCCUUUGAGGAGGAGCACGAUAAGCGGGUGGAAGAUUGA